GCCCUGCCCAGGGCGGGGGCCCCCGCUGCCGCCCGCGCCGCCGCCGCCGCCGCGGUCCGGGCCGCGCGUACAGCUCGGCGGGCGCGGCGCACAGCUGCGCGGCCAGGCGGGUGCGCCCUGGGCUCUGCUUCCGAGAGCAGACCGGCCUGGUCCCCGAGAGCUCCUGGGCAUCGGCUCUGCAGCCGAUCAGAGGAGCGGCGGCCCCGGCGCGGCGAGCGACGGUCGCGGAGCGGAACUCCCGGAACGACACGGCGCUGGGGACAGCGGCGGGAGUGUCCAAAAGAGGACAGGAAAUAGGAAACAUCCAAACUGGAUUUCUAAGUCACUCCAAGGCAGUGAUGGAUCAGAAGUUGCAGAAUGCAAUCCAUGAUAAAAGUCAUCAAAAAAUUGAGUUCAAAUAGAGGAAAGAAAAUUGGUCUACCAUCUUACAACUCUGCUCUAGAAAAAAUAUUUAUGAUAGGAGGCUACAGUUGGGAAAAUUAUUUGAGUCUUAGUGCACCUGAAUGAAAGACAUUGUCAUUUUGCUUCUUGGAAAGACUUGUAUAUCUGCAAUUAUUUUAAUACUCAGUGAUGUUUUAAAAAAUCUUGACAUGAUUGGCUGGGAGGAGGGACAGAGCAAUCACUAAAACCUGAGUUGGUCAAGAUGACUUCUGAGGAAAUGGCAGCUUCUGUUACUCCUGCGACUCAGAGAAAAGUAGUGUCUGCUCUGUCAACAGCAGAGGAAAGUAAGGAAAAGGCCUCCGGCAUCGGCGUUCCAAAGGUGUGUACCGGGAGGCAGAGCAGGCAGUUGCCUCAUUCCAUCUCACAACUGAACACAUUUAAAGAAGACUGCUCCAGGAGCCAUUUGCCCGAGGUUAUCUCAAUAGCAAGGGAGAAAAUAGUGAGCGACGAGAACAGUAAUGAAAGGUGCUGGGAGCAGAGCGUGCCGGAGUCGAUGAAGAACCUUAACAUUAGCUGCAGCAGCUUGCUGAGAAACCAUCAGCAUGGCCUGCCCCCGAGCCAGUUUUAUGAAACGUGUGACUCUGUCACCGAGCAAGACUUGUGUUUGGAAACUGGAAUUCCUUCUCCACUGGAAAGAAAGGUGUUUCCUGGAAUUCAACUGGAAAUAGCUGGACCUCCCAUGGAUAUUAGUCCUUUAGGAAAUCAUCCAGCGGUUAUGGAGACUGAUGGAUCACACCCUGGCAGCAACGUGGCACUAUUGCAUUUUCAUUAUGAGGUUGACAGAAGAACAUCAGACACUUUCUGUACCAUGGCAGAAAACUUAACCUUGGAUGAUUGUGGAAACUGUGUACCACUGCCUCCUGUUGAGGGGGAGCAGAAGAAAAAUUACAUGGCAUACACUUCUCAACUGGCGGGCUUGGCCCAAAGCUGUGAUAAUCAGAAUGGGCAGCUGCCGUGUGGUCAUUGUGACACCUUGAAUGAAAAAUACUUGUGCUUUGAAGGCACUUGCCAGAAGGUUGACGGGGUAUGUUCAAGUGAUAGCUUUGACAAGGAGGAUUUUACUGCCAGUCCGCCUGCCAAGACCUUUUUGAGCCAAUUUGAGCACUUUCCUGAUAAUUGUGAAGAGGUAGAAGAUUUUUUUAAAAGCAAAAAGGAACGUUCCACUUUGCUGGUCAGAAGAUUUUGUAAAAAUGACAGGGAAGUUAAGAAAUCUGUAUAUACUGGGACAAGAGCAAUUGUGAGAACUCUGCCUUCUGGCCACAUUGGGAGGGUCGCUUGGAGUUAUGUUGAUCAAAAGAGAAAUGCUCUCUUAGUAUCUCGUGGGAGAGUGACAGAACCUCUUUCUUCUUUGGAGAUGAGGCAAGGUGGGAGCCAUCAUUUGUCAGAAGCCCCGUGGUAUCUGAUCUACCAUGCAGUGAGAAGAGAAGAAACAGAAAAUCCAGUUGGAUCUCUUCUCCGGUUCUUCACAAAGCUCCCAGCCUCAGAGACAGCUCAUGGGAGGGUCAGCCUAGGUCCCUGCCUGAAGCAGUGCGUCCGAGACACUGUGUGUGAGUAUCGUGCCACCCUGCAAAGGACCUCCAUCUCUCAGUACGUCACCGGUUCUCUCCUGGAAGCAACCACGUCUUUAGGAACAAGAAGUGGUCUUCUCAGUACUUUUGGAGGUUCCGCUGGACGAAUGAUGCUGAAAGAACGCCAACCAGGCACCUCUAUGGCCAGUUCCAAUGCCCUCCCUUCAAGUUCAGCUGGAAUCAGCAAGGAACUGAUCGAUCUGCAGCCCCUCAUCCAGUUCCCAGAGGAAGUGGCCAGCAUCUUAACAGAGCAGGAACAGAAUAUCUACCGAAAGGUCUUGCCUGUUGACUACCUUUGCUUCUUAACCAGGGACUUAGGCACACCAGAAUGCCAGAGGUCCCUGCCCUGUCUCAAAGCAUCCAUCUCAGCAUCGAUUCUUACCUCUCAGAAUGGAGAACGCAAUGCCCUGGAAGACCUUGUGAUGAGAUUUAAUGAGGUGAGCUCCUGGGUGACGUGGCUGAUCCUCACAGCAGGCUCCAUGGAGGAGAAGCGGGAAGUCUUCUCUUACCUGGUGCACGUGGCCAAAUGCUGCUGGAACAUGGGCAACUACAACGCUGUCAUGGAGUUCCUGGCUGGCCUCAGGUCGAGAAAAGUUUUGAAAAUGUGGCAGUUCAUGGAGCAGUCAGACAUGGAUACCAUGAGAAGCCUAAAGGAUGCCAUGGCCCUGCACGAGUCCUCGCGGGAGUACCGGAAGGCGGUGACGCGAGCUCUGCAUAUCCCCGGCUGCAGGGUGGUGCCCUUCUGCGGUGUGUUCCUGAAGGAGCUCUGUGAGGUCCUCGACGGAGCUUCCGGCCUCAUGAAGCUUUGCCCACGCUACAAUUCCCAGGAGGAGACUUUAGAGUUUGUAGCCGACUACAGUGGCCAAGAUAAUUUCUUACAACGCGUGGGACAGAAUGGCUUAAAGAAUUCGGAGAAGGAGUCCACGGUCAACAGCAUCUUCCAGGUCAUCAGAAGCUGCAGUCGGAGUCUGGAGACAGAAGAGGAGGACAGCCCCAGUGAAGGCGGUGGCUCCAGGAAAAAUUCCUUGAAGGACAAAGCCAGGUGGCAGUUUAUAAUUGGAGAUUUGCUGGAUUCAGAAAAUGAUAUCUUUGAGCAGCCCAAGGACUGUGACUCGCACGGAUCUGAGGAGUCGCAGAAGGCCUUUGAUCAUGGGACAGAGCUCAUCCCAUGGUAUGUGCUGUCCAUCCAAGCUGAUGUGCACCAGUUCCUGCUGCAGGGGGCCACGGUCAUCCACUACGACCAGGACACACACCUAUCUGCCCGCUGCUUCCUCCAGCUUCAGCCUGACAAUAGCACCUUGACCUGGAUAAAGCCCACCACUGCCUCCCCAGCCAGCACUAAAGCAAAACUUGGUAUGCUUAGUAACACAACCGAGCCUGGCAAAUUCCCGUUACUGGGCAAUGCUGGAUUAAAUGGCCUAGCGGAGGGGGUCUUGGAUCUGUUUUCAGUGAAGGCUGUGUACAUGGGACACCCUGGCAUUGAUAUACACACUGUGUGUGUUCAGAACAAACUGAGUAGCAUGUUUCUGUCUGAGACCGGUGUGACACUGCUCUAUGGGCUUCAGACCACAGACAAUAGAUUAUUGCACUUUGUGGCACCAAAGCACACAGCUAAAAUGCUCUUCAGUGGAUUGUUGGAACUCACUAAAGCUGUGAGAAAGAUGAGGAAGUUCCCCGACCAAAGACAGCAGUGGCUGCGGAAACAGUAUGUCAGCCUCUACCAGGAGGAUGGGCGAUAUGAAGGCCCAACAUUGGCUCAUGCUGUGGAGUUGUUUGGUGGCAGGCGGUGGAGUACUCGAAACCCCAGCCCUGGGACAUCAGCAAAGAAUGCCGAGAAGCCUAAUGUACAGAGAAACAACACCCUGGGCAUAAGCACCACCAAGAAGAAGAAGAAAAUGCUUAUGAGGGGUGAGAGUGGAGAUGCAACAGAUGACGAAAUGGUGACCCGAAAGGGCAAGAUGUACAAAGAGUGUCGAAGCCGCAGCGGUUCGGAUCCUCAAGACAUUAAUGAACAGGAGGAACCAGAGGCAAAUGCCAUCUCCAGUCCUCCCAACCCCCUCCCUUCCAGAAGAGCCCACUCUUUGACCACGGCUGCGUCCCCCAACUUGGCUGCCGGGACGUCGUCUCCCAUCAGGCCAGUGUCCUCCCCUGUGCUGUCUUCUUCAAACAAGAGCCCGUCCAGUGCUUGGAGCAGCAGCAGCUGGCAUGGGCGGAUCAAAGGAGGAAUGAAGGGAUUUCAGAGCUUCAUGGUUUCAGACAGUAACAUGAGUUUUGUUGAAUUUGUUGAGCUGUUCAAAUCGUUCAGUGUAAGGAGCCGCAAAGACCUGAAGGAUCUCUUCGAUGUGUACGCGGUGCCCUGCAACCGAUCUGGCUCCGAGUCGGCCCCGCUCUACACCAACCUGACCAUUGAGGAAAACACUAGCGACCUGCAGCCAGACCUAGAUUUGUUGACCAGAAAUGUCUCGGAUUUGGGAUUGUUCAUUAAGAGUAAGCAGCAACUGUCAGACAACCAGAGGCAGAUCUCUGACGCCAUUGCUGCUGCGAGUAUCGUGACAAAUGGCACUGGGAUCGAGAGUACAUCCCUGGGCAUAUUUGGGGUUGGAAUUCUCCAGCUCAACGACUUCCUAGUGAAUUGCCAAGGAGAACACUGCACGUACGAUGACAUCCUCAGCAUCAUCCAGAAGUUCGAGCCUAGCAUCAGUAUGUGUCACCAAGGUCUAAUGUCAUUUGAAGGAUUUGCGAGGUUUCUGAUGGAUAAAGAGAAUUUUGCCUCGAAAAAUGAUGAGUCACAGGAGAACAUUAAAGAAUUGCAGCUACCCCUGUCCUACUAUUACAUUGAGUCUUCACACAAUACCUACCUCACAGGCCAUCAGCUGAAAGGGGAGUCCUCAGUAGAACUCUACAGCCAGGUCCUCUUGCAAGGCUGUAGGAGUGUAGAGUUGGACUGCUGGGAUGGAGAUGAUGGGAUGCCCAUCAUUUAUCAUGGACAUACACUGACAACCAAGAUCCCCUUCAAGGAAGUAGUUGAAGCCAUUGAUCGAAAUGCUUUCAUCACCUCUGACCUGCCGAUCAUCAUAUCAAUUGAGAACCACUGUUCAUUGCCUCAGCAACGAAAAAUGGCCGAGAUUUUCAAGACAGUGUUUGGGGAAAAGCUGGUGGCUAAAUUCUUGUUUGAGACUGACUUCUCAGAUGAUCCGAUGCUUCCUUCACCUGACCAGCUGAGGAGGAAAGUGCUUCUUAAAAACAAGAAGCUCAAGGCCCAUCAGACACCAGUGGAUAUCUUAAAGCAAAAGGCUCAUCAGUUAGCUUCCAUGCAAGCACAGGCUUAUAAUGGUGGGAAUGGCAACCCCCCACCUGCCAAUAAUGAAGAAGAAGAAGAUGAAGAGGAUGAAUAUGACUAUGACUAUGAAUCCCUUUCAGAUGCAGACGUCCUUACUGCUUCCCCUGCUCCUAACGGUCAGGAAGACAACAUUCUGGAAGACAGACCUGAAAACAAGUCCUGUAAUGACAAGCUUCAGUUUGAGUACAGUGAAGAAAUCCCCAAAAGGAUAAAGAAAGCAGAUAACUCGGCUUGCAACAAAGGAAAGGUGUAUGACAUGGAACUGGGAGAGGAAUUUUAUCUUCCUCAAAAUAAAAAAGAAAGCAGACAGAUUGCACCAGAGCUUUCUGACCUCGUCAUCUAUUGCCAAGCUGUGAAAUUUCCAGGGCUGUCAACUCUAAAUGCAUCUGGCUCUAGCAGAGGAAAAGAAAGGAAAAGCAGGAAGUCCAUUUUUGGCAACAAUCCGGGCAGAAUGAGCCCAGGGGAGACAGCAUCGUUUAACAAAACAUCUGGAAAAAGUUUCUGUGAAGGCAUUCGCCAGAACUGGGAGGAGACGCCCUCCGCUCUGAACCCCGCCACGUCGCUCAGCGCUCUCAUUCGAACUCCCCGAUGCUACCACAUCUCGUCGCUGAACGAAAAUGCCGCCAAACGGCUGUGCCGCAGGUAUUCGCAGAAGCUGAUCCAGCACACCGCCUGUCAGCUGCUCAGGACCUACCCGGCCGCCACCCGCAUCGACUCCUCCAACCCCAGCCCCCUCAUGUUCUGGCUCCAUGGGAUACAGCUCGUGGCCCUCAACUACCAGACGGACGAUCUCCCUUUGCAUUUAAAUGCUGCGAUGUUUGAGGCAAAUGGUGGCUGCGGUUAUGUUUUGAAACCCCCAGUUCUGUGGGACAAGAGCUGUCCCAUGUACCAGAAGUUUUCUCCACUGGAAAGGGAUCUGGACAACAUGGAGCCUGCUGUCUACUCUUUAACUAUUGUCUCUGGUCAAAACGUGUGCCCCAGUAACAGCACAGGAAGCCCGUGCAUUGAAGUGGACGUCCUGGGCAUGCCCCUGGACAGCUGCCAUUUCCGCACGAAGCCCAUCCACCGAAACACCCUGAACCCCAUGUGGAACGAACAGUUUCUGUUCCGGGUUCACUUUGAAGACCUUGUGUUUCUUCGUUUCGCAGUUGUGGAAAACAACAGUUCAGCAGUAACCGCCCAGAGAAUCAUUCCACUCAAGGCUUUAAAAAGAGGAUAUCGACAUCUUCAGCUGCGAAACCUCCACAAUGAAGUCUUGGAAAUCUCCAGUUUAUUCAUAAACAGCAGAAGGAUGGAAGAAAAUCCCUCAGGCAGUGCCUUGCCAGCCUCUUUGAUGUUUAACACAGAAGAAAGAAAAUGUUUGCAGACUCACAGAGUCACGGUACAUGGGGUCCCAGGCCCAGAGCCCUUUGUGGUUUUUACUAUAAAUGGAGGCACCAAGGCAAAACAGCUUCUCCAGCAAAUUCUGAAAAUGGACCAUGACACCAAACCUGUUGCCACAGACUAUUUUUUGAUGGAAGAGAAGUAUUUUAUAUCUAAAGAAAAGAAUGAGUGCAGGAAGCAGCCUUUCCAGAGAGCCAUUGGCCCAGAAGAAGAGAUCCUGCAGAUCCUGAGCAGCUGGUUCCCAGAAGAAGGCUAUGUGGGCAGGAUCGUCUUCAAAACUCAGCAGGAAAUCCCAGAAGAGAAAACCAUUGUUCAAGAUGACAGAGAGGUGAUCUUGAGCUCAGAGGAAGAGAGCUUCUUUGUCCAGGUGCAUGACGUUUCCCCAGAGCAGCCACGGACAGUCAUCAAGGCACCCCGUGUCAGCACUGCACAGGACGUCAUUCAGCAGACCUUGUGCAAAGCCAAAUAUUCCUACAGCAUCCUGAGCAAUCCCAACCCAAGUGACUACGUGCUUCUGGAAGAGGUGGUGAAAGACACUGGCACCAAGAAGUCUUCUACCCCAAAGCCCUCUCAGCGAGUCCUUUUGGAUCAGGAGUGUGUGUUUCAAGCCCAAAGCAAGUGGAAAGGUGCGGGAAAAUUCAUCCUUAAGCUAAAGGAACAGGUGCAGGCUUCCCGAGAAGAUAAAAGAAAAGGCAUUUCUUUUGCCAGUGAACUCAAAAAGUUCACCAAGUCAACUAAACAGCCUCGAGGACUCACAUCACCUUCUCAGCUCUUAGCCUCAGAAAACAUCCAAAACAAGGAGGAGAAACCCAUGUGUGGUUUGUCCCCUGGAGACACAAUGGAUUAUCGGCAGUGACCAAGGGCAGCAUGUUUUACCCAGGUGAAGCUCUCCCAGCAAGAAGUUAAAGAACAAACAUGGCAGAAAAAAUAUAAUUUCCUUAUUUCUGUUACACUUAAAACUGGAAAUUGAUUAUUUCUGAACUGAAACUGUCACACACGAUGUAAGGUCCAUGUUGAAGACAAGCAGAAUGGCACAAGUUGGUAACUACCAGUUAAUGUACUGACCAAUGAAGGAAGGAAGCCCAAGGGAUUGCCAUUUUAUAAAUGUAAGCAGUUGGAAAACCCAUCAUAAGCUUGCAAUAACUGAAUUAGAACAAGGGUCGGCAAAGCUAUAUCUGUAAAGGGCCAGAUGCGCGAUAUUUUAGAGUUGGCAACCAAAUGGUUUCUGUUCCAACUACUCACCUCUACCACUGUAAUACAAAAUCAGCUGCAGACAGUACGUACAGGAAGGAACAUGGUUAGAUUCUGGUAAAACAAAUUUACUGAUGGACACUGAAAUUAGAAUUUGGUAUGAAUUUCACAUAUCUUCUUAUAAUUUUUUCAACCACUUAACAAUGUACAAGCUAUUCUUAGUUCAAAGGCCACACAAAAGCUGUUGGCAGGCUGGAUGUGGCCCAAGAGCCAUAGUUUUCCAACCUGAGAACUGAGGACAAGGAGCCAGUGUUAGCCAUACAUUUUGGCUGAGAAUUGGAAGCUUUCGGGCAUUGCAAAUGUAAAUAUGUCCUACAACGUAAAAUUCAUUAAAAUUAAGUCAAUGCAGUUCCUAUACUGUGUACAAUAGUGCACUCUUCUUUAGAAUUUUUUACAUAUAGAAAAGACAUGAGUUUUUUAAAAACGGUUAUUGCUUAUAUAUUCACAGAUUAUUGCCUUCCUGUUUUUCACAAAAUGAAUUUAAAAUGAUGUGUAAUUUAUAUUCUACUGAGUUGUGAUGUCUUAACAAGGAACCUAACCAUUUUUUAAAAGAAAAAUAGAUUUGAGUUGGUGUUUAAGGUAAACUUAUUUAUUUUUCAAAGUUUGUACUGACACUGUACUUAUAUAUUUAUUAGACAUAACUUCCUUGAUAUUCAAUGGGUUAGAAGUGUUACUUUUCUACUUCACUAUUUGAAGACAACCCUCCUAAAAUGAAAAUAUAUGUUAUGAAUAUCUGAAAUGGGCUUGAGUUUCAUGUAAAAGAGCUUCAUUUCUGCUUAAGAGCUAUCGAUCCAAGCAAUACUUGCCAUUUAAUGUAAAUUAUUUUUUAAGACCUUGCUGUACAAAACUAUUAGUUCAGUGUAAAGGAUUCUUCUUGGUACGAAACAAAUUACAUUUUCCUCUAAAGUAAAUCCCAAACUAUCUUUAAAUUGCUAUUAAAUUUCAAGGUAUUUUUCUUUGAAUUAUGAAGCACACUAAAAUCCUAACUUUUGCUUUCAGAAAUUUUUAAGAAUUCUAAAAAUGAAUAAAGUAGUCCUCAUAUUUCUUGCAUAUCCCAAAAAUUGCAGUGGUAAAAUACAUCACACAGCUUUCAUGUCAUUUAAAGAUCUUAGUAAGUCAAAGCCUUAACACCAGAACCACCACCAUUUUCUUGUCAACAGAAUUCAGACUAUAACAGUUUGAUACAGUGCUACUAUAAGCUUUCUUUUAAAUGAAAUAGUCUGUAACAAAUGCACAAUGCUGCAGCAUUCAAAACACUUUCAAACUUCUAUAAUAGAUCAAAUGGUUUGCCUUACCAUGUGUUGGAAACUGGAUUACUACUCUAGAGGCAACAAGAAAUGAAAAGGAAGACUGUUCUCUCUAGGUUCUUCAUUUGGCUUUGACUCUUUCUAAGCACUAGUCCACCUACCUCACCCCCAUAAGCUUUAAUGUAGUUGGUUUGGAUACAGCACAAAUCUGAAUCCUACUCUGAGACUGAAUGGGAGACUAAGUUGUUUUGCAAGAGUGAACCCAGACUACUGCCUAUAUUGCAUCCUAAUCUGGUAGUUCAUCACAUUUUGAGGUAAACGCAUAUACUCUAUUUGAGUCUGGGUUUUUAAGUAGAGGGUCUACUUUACAUUACAACUGACCAGCACAACCUAGUGUCUGUCAAAAAUAUGAACAUUUCUUUAGAGCCUAUCUGAAUUACAAAGCCAUUAUCAGUAUACCAAAUGCAUUUAUGAUGCAUCUAAAACAGCCACCAGGACUGUACCAACUACCACUUCAUACUUUUAACCUGAAAUGAAAAGAAUAAACAUCCAAGUUUGUUUUAUUAUAGUACUUAAUAAGCUUCACUAAGAGUGAAAAGAAAGGAGAAUUAAAGUAUGAAUUCUAUCAGUCUGCCCACUUUAAAAAGACAAUGUGUGACAUGGAGAAAUAAUACAGUUUAACUUCCUCUCAGUCACUUGCUCAUCUAGAAUUGGCUGUUUUGCAAUAUGAUGUAAGAUUACCAGAGUGUUGUGCUACAAAGUUAGGAUUAGUUGGGAUAAACUAUAGCAAAUAACAAUAUUAUCUGAGCAGAAAGUGCUGUCCUUGUUUCAUGUGUUACUUACAGUCCUCCAGCUGGGGAUAAAUACAGAGUGUAGACUCAGCAAAAGUGGAGGAUCAAGUGCCUUGUUUUUUACCAAACUUGGCUUUUGUCAAGUCCUUCUAUCUCAGUGGCUCUGGAGACACUGAGGCUCAUUAAUCAAAGUAUGUCCCCAAGGAUGUUGUAGAGUUUCCUUUUUAAUUCAAUCUUCCUAUCAAGAUCCUAAAUCCUCCCUAUCAGUAUCUCUGUACAUCUCUCCACUUUACCUACAGGCUUUCCUUAAUUCUGCAAAGUAACUGGGGGUGCUUUCUGAUCCAGUAAAACUAAGUAAACUCAAACACAAAGCUCUUACAGAUGUGCUUCCAUGCUAAUAAACAAGACUAGGAUUUUCCUCACUACUGUUUUUGAUCUUAGACUUGACAGAGUGAAAGGCAUCCUAUACGGCAAGUGCUCUCAAGAUGGCAGUCUCUGAUCCCUUUUCAUUUGCUUCUCUCACAUCAGCAGUGAGUCCAGAAAAAGAACAUACCUGUUCCCCCAAAAAGGUAUCAGAAAAGGGAGACUACCUCUUCCACAGAGUUCAGAUUUGGGUCAACACAUUUUCUUGAUCCUCUGUUAACAAUGUAUGUGUUUUCUGCCGUAUCUAUAUUUAAAUUUCCUAUAAGCAAUUCUUGGCUGGUGGCUAAGAACUUUGACAUAAGAAUACCUGAAAUGAGUAUCUUUGAAAUACAUGUCUUAGAUUCAAAAUAGACUAUGCUGAAGCCUGUCAAAAAGCAUUCUCUGAAACCAUCCCUAUAUCAGAUGACAUAAGUAUCUGAACUUUGAAAUAAUUCCUAAUAUUGAUUAGAUAAUACUGCUUUUUUUUUUUAAGUGCUGUGUGAAUGAUUUGCCUCAGCAUAAAUCAUGAAAGACUAAAACUGUCUUAUGCCCAUUACUACCCCAAUUCACUUUUAAGUGCAUAGCAUAGUGCUAAGUUCAUGGUAAAUGCUCAAUAUUAGGUUAAGACACAAAAAAACUACAGUAAACCUUCGUAUGACCUCAGCAAAGUACAUAUGUGAUGAAUAAUGGCAUUGGUUCUGAAAAAGAAACUCAUCAACAUAAGGUCAUAUAAAGUUAAUGCACAAGUAUAUUUCAUCAUCAAAUUCAUACAGGACAUUCAAAUAUUAGAUGUAUAAUUUUAUGGUCCCUCUGCAAAUAUACAUGUAACAAGAAAUUAGAAACAUAAUACAAGCAUAAAAUAGCUGAUGAAUUUCUAUUUUACAAAUGAAUUUUCAUCUAAACUACAGUUCCUGUUGCUGAAGUAUAAAUGUAUUUGUAUAUGUUUGGAAAAUAAAUGAUUUGUGACAUGGUA
Molecule: messenger RNA, 11396 nt
Organism: Oryctolagus cuniculus (rabbit)
Lineage: Eukaryota; Metazoa; Chordata; Mammalia; Lagomorpha; Leporidae
Gene: PLCE1
Product: phospholipase C epsilon 1
Biological process (GO): G protein-coupled receptor signaling pathway; release of sequestered calcium ion into cytosol; Ras protein signal transduction
Molecular function (GO): phosphatidylinositol-4,5-bisphosphate phospholipase C activity; guanyl-nucleotide exchange factor activity
Source: RefSeq, a predicted model, not a curated record